AUGAGGCUUGUGGAAAUCCAGAGAAGAGUAUUCGAGGAAAAUGAAAGGGCCAACAUGGAGACCUCAGAUGGAGCCAUGCCCGGCAUGGUGGAGCAGGCGAAAGGAGGACACUCUGGAGAAGCCAGGAGGCAAGUGAUAAAAAAUGAGGAAAAGACAGAAACUCAGCCAGCCAACGAGUCUCUGAAACCUCAACGAGUCCAUUUUCAAUCCCGAAAUUUUCACAACAUUUUGCACUGGAAGCCUGGGCAGGCUUGUCUUGGGAACAACAGUGUCUAUUUUGUGCAGUAUAAAAUGUAUGGAGAGAGACAGUGGAAAAAUAAAGAGAACUGCUGGGGGAUUCAAGAGUUCUUCUGUGACCUUACCAAUGAAACGUCAGAUAUAUGGGAACCUUAUUAUGGGAGAGUGAGGACAACUCUGGCUGGGAUCCACUCAGGCUGGACCAUGACACAGCGGUUCACUCCAUGGUGGGAAACAAAAAUAGAUCCUCCAGUCAUGAGUAUAACCCAAGUUAAUGGAUCUUUGUUGGUAAAUCUCCAUGCUCCCAACUUACCAUACAGAGACCAAAAAGGGGAAAAUGUAUCAAUGGAAUACUAUGAGCUAGUAUAUCGAGUCUUCGUAAUUAACAAUUCACUGGAAAAGGAGCAAAAGGUGUAUGAAGGAGCUCACAGAGUUGUUGAAAUUAAAGUUCUGUCGCCUCACACCGGUUACUGCGUAGUGGCUGAGAUAUACCAGCCCAUGUUAGGCAGAAAAAGCCAGAGAAGCCGAGAGAGAUGCGUGGAAAGUCCUUGAAGUGCUC
Molecule: messenger RNA, 796 nt
Organism: Odocoileus virginianus texanus
Lineage: Eukaryota; Metazoa; Chordata; Mammalia; Artiodactyla; Cervidae
Source: RefSeq, a predicted model, not a curated record